AUGACAGUUGAUGCCCUCGCCAAAAUCGCGUCUCACAAAAACAUUGAUGAGAAAAAUUUUUGUCUGUUAAAAAGAACCCUUAAAACAGUGACGUGGCUCAAGAGGGACGAGGACCAGCUGCUGACGGCAGGCGGCCAGGUGUACUCCCACGACUCCAGGUACUCCGUCUCCCACGUCAGGCACCAGCAGCUGUGGGAACUGUCAGUACGAGAUGUAAUGCUGAAAGACGCAGGCACCUACGAGUGUCAGUUGACCACACAUCCUCCCACCUCCCUCUUUUUCAUCCUCAAGGUGGUAGAGGCCAGGGCAAUACUCCAGGGGGCGCCAGAAGUCCAUGUCCAGACGGGGGUCAGCCUACGUCUGCACUGCUCGGUCCUGCAAGCCACCCAACCCCCAGCCUUCAUCUUCUGGUUCCACAAUGGUAGUAUGAUCAACUAUGCCCCCCGGCGGCCACUCAGGGUCCUCAAACACCACUAUAGUAGCACACUCCUUAUGGCCGAUGUUACUUGGGACGACGCUGGUGCAUAUAGAUGUGAACCUCACAAGGCUUCUCCAGCCAACCUUACUCUGCACGUCGUGGCUGGAGAGAAGCACGCGGCCCUGCACAAUGGUCAGGGUGAUGGUAGCGAGGAACACAACUCCGCCCCCGGCCUUCUCCACCGCUCCAACACCCCACUCCUCAUCGGUUCCUCCUGCCUGUUGGUGAUCCUCCUCUCUGUGUACAUCGACAACUUUUACGAUAUGGUGGCAGUGGACAGCGAUACCUCGAUGCUCACUGACAACAAGACCAAUGCCGGGGGCAGUGACACGGAGCCCUCCACACUGAACAUAUCAUCCAGGGCAUCAGGUCUUCAACGUUACGGAGCGUCAAUAACACGACGACAUGUACCUUCAAAACAGCGGACCGAUGGUUGCAGAGAGGCGACUGUGAUCGCAACAACGAAGAUGCCCACGACGGAAAGACGGAGAGUGGAAGGGACAUGGGGUUGGACGGACACCAUCGCUCAUUACGGGGUCACAAGCCCCAGACUGUAAAAAAAAAAAAA
Molecule: messenger RNA, 1046 nt
Organism: Homarus americanus (American lobster)
Lineage: Eukaryota; Metazoa; Arthropoda; Malacostraca; Decapoda; Nephropidae
Exons: 6
Coding region: 1-1035 (344 amino acids)
Biological process (GO): synapse organization
Cellular component (GO): neuron projection membrane
Source: RefSeq, a predicted model, not a curated record